AUGUUCUUAGAUGAGAGAAAGAAAAAUCACUGGAGUGUGGAAUGUGGCAGAGAAUUCUUUAACAGGAGUGCUCUUCAGAAACACUCGAGAGUUCACACCGGAGAGAAGACAUAUUACUGUAAUGAAUGUGGUAAACAGUUUUCACAUAAAGGCCAUCUUCAGAUACACACGAGAGUUCACACCGGAGAGAAGCCAUAUUGCUGUACUGAAUGUGGCAAACAGUUUUCACAUAAAGGCAGUCUUCAGAGACACACGAGAGUUCACACCGGAGAGAAGACAUAUUACUGUAAUGAAUGUGGCAAACAGUUUUCACAUAAAGGCAGUCUUCAGAGACACACGAGAGUUCACACCAAAGAGAAGCCAUAUUGCUGUAAUGAAUGUGGUAAACAGUUUUCACGAAAAGGCCAUCUUCAGAUACACACGAGCGUUCACACUGGAGAGAAGCCAUAUUGCUGUAAUCAAUGUGGCAAACAGUUUUCACAAAUGAGCAGUCUUCAGAUACACACGAGAGUUCACACUGGAGAGAAGCCAUAUUGCUGUAAUCAAUGUGGUAAACAGUUUUCACAUAAUGGCAGUCUUCAGAGACACACUAGAGUUCACACCGAAGAGAAGACAAAUUGUUGUAAUGAAUGCGGUAAACAGUUUUCACAAAUAGGCCAUCUUCAGAGACACACUAGAGUUCACACCAGAGAGAAGAAAAAUUGUUGUAAUGAAUGCGGUAAACAGUUUUCACGAAAAGGCCAUCUUCAGAGACACAUGAGAGUUCACACCGGAGAGAAGCCAUAUUGCUGUAAUGAAUGUGGUAAACAGUUUUCACAAAUGAGCAGUCUUCAGAUACACACGAGAGUUCACACUGGAGAGAAGCCAUAUUACUGUAAUCAAUGUGGUAAACAGUUUUCACAACUAGGCGAUCUUCAGAGACACACGAGAGUUCACACCGGAGAGAAGCCAUAUUGCUGUAAUGAAUGCAAUAAACAUUUUUUACAGAGUCAGUCUUCAGAUACGCACGAGAGUUCACAACAGAAUAAAAACGGUAGCAGUUCACAAAUCAAUCCAGAAAAACAAGAACCCUUCAGGACUCAAGAGUGAGGUUGUCGUGUCCUAAAAAGAAAGCAAACUAAACUAUUGUUGAGAAAUGAAUCUCAAAGAGAAACCAUAUUGCUGUUUGGAAUGUGGCAAACAAAUCUGUCAGAGCAGUACACUUCAGAGACGCACCAGAAUUCCCACAGGAGAGAAGUACAACUGAGCUGUCCUGACUAAAGAGUGAGGUUCACUCCUGCCUGGACAGUAAUCACAUGUAACUGACUCAAAUCCAUCCUACUUAGUGUUGUGUCAAAAACAAAUCAACAUGGAGGAGAAAUAGAAGUUUAUAUCCUUUUUCCUUUUCCAGAAACAAAAUAAAGAACAGGGCGUCAUACAAACGGCUUCUCACCAAAGCCCCUACAGCCUCCACUGUGCGCCCAACUCUGUUUUCAUAACAUACGUAUUACAUAUAGAACUGUUUACAAUAUAUU
This is a messenger RNA of Erpetoichthys calabaricus (reedfish), 1514 nucleotides long. RefSeq names its product zinc finger protein 239-like. Gene Ontology annotation, molecular function: RNA polymerase II cis-regulatory region sequence-specific DNA binding; DNA-binding transcription factor activity, RNA polymerase II-specific. Bases 1 to 1089 code for a protein of 362 amino acids. NCBI's taxonomy places the organism in Eukaryota, Metazoa, Chordata, Cladistia, Polypteriformes, Polypteridae. The transcript has 2 exons. The record is from RefSeq and is a predicted model, not a curated record. Gene Ontology annotation, biological process: regulation of transcription by RNA polymerase II. Gene Ontology annotation, cellular component: transcription regulator complex; PcG protein complex.